This is a messenger RNA of Cajanus cajan (pigeon pea), 593 nucleotides long. Lineage: Eukaryota; Viridiplantae; Streptophyta; Magnoliopsida; Fabales; Fabaceae. The record is from RefSeq and is a predicted model, not a curated record.
AAGGAAACCUUCCGAAAGCAAACUUCAAUCUGGGCCAACUGAACGCCCUCUUCUCCAAACACGGCCUGGCCCAAACCGACAUGAUAGCCCUCUCCGGAGCCCACACCAUAGGGUUCUCACACUGCGACCAGUUCACGAACCGCUUAUACUCCUUUUCGCGCUCCUCUCCCGUGGACCCCACACUGGACCCCACCUACGCCGGAAAUUUGAUCGCUCAGUGUCCUCGUAAUAGCGACCCCAGCGUAGUGGUUCCCCUGGACCCGCAAUCCCCUGUGGCCUUCGACAACGUUUAUUACACGAACUUGAUGUCGGGACAAGGGUUACUAACCUCGGACCAGGUGCUGUUCACGGACGCUGCGUCGCAGUCUACGGUGGUGCGGUUCGCGAGAAACGGUGCGGACUUCAAUGAAGCGUUUGUGGCAGCCAUGAGGAAGCUUGGAAGGGUUGGGGUCAAGACUGGGAAAAAUGGAGAGAUUAGGAGAGAUUGCACGUCGUUUAAUUCAAAAACUGUGAAGGGUUAGUUUGUGAAAGUGGAUUCGUUGUUGAAUAAUGUUUACCAUGGAAAGGUUCACGUAAAUAAGCUUUCAUUUGCA